Puccinia triticina is the source of this 2199-nucleotide messenger RNA. RefSeq lists its product as uncharacterized. Gene Ontology annotation, biological process: intracellular protein transport; vesicle-mediated transport. Bases 1 to 2199 code for a protein of 732 amino acids. The transcript is spliced from 10 exons. Lineage: Eukaryota; Fungi; Basidiomycota; Pucciniomycetes; Pucciniales; Pucciniaceae. The record is from RefSeq and is a predicted model, not a curated record. Gene Ontology annotation, molecular function: clathrin binding. Gene Ontology annotation, cellular component: membrane coat.
AUGUCACAGGAUGCCAAACUGUUUUCAAGGGGGAAAGUCCAAGAACUCAGAGCAGAACUUCAGAAUGAUAAGAAGGACAAAGGGUUCCAAAGGAAGAAGAACACGCUCAAGAAGAUCGUUGCAAACAUGACCAUGGGCAACGACAUGGCACCUCUAUUCCCUGAUAUAGUCCAGUGUAUGGGAAUCCAAGUCUUGGAGAUCAAGAAGAUGGUAUACCUUUACUUGACAAACUACGCCAGAUCAAAACCAGACUUGGUCAAAUUUACCAUGGACGGCUUCCUAUCAGAUUCUCACGAUCGGAACCCUCUCAUUCGGGCUCUUGCUAUUCGCACGAUGUCUUACAUCUCCGUCCCAGCCGUCCACCGAGCCCUCCUAGAUCCCUUACGACACGCCUUAAAAGACGCCGAUCCCUACGUCCGGAAAACAGCCGCAAUAUGUGUCGCCAAACUCUUUACACAUGAUCGGAAGUUGGUUGAGAAGGAGCAAUUCAUCAAUAACCUCCGGGACUUACUGGCCGAUUCUAAUCCGACGGUAAUUGCGAAUGCCGUCGCGGCCUUAACGGAGAUUUCAGAAAAGAGUGAAAACAUUCAACUCCGACUCAAUCUGGUGAUCGCCAAUAAAUUGCUGUCAGCCUUGAACGAGUGCUCCGAAUGGGGUCAGACGUACAUCAUCGAGGCAUUGAUGUACUACGUCCCUGAACAGUCAGCCGAUGCCGAAAUCUUGGCGGAGCGUCUGGUGGCCAGGUUACAGCACUCUAACAGUGCUGUCGUGUUAACAACAAUCAAAGUGAUGAUCUAUUUGAUGAACUACAUGUCAAAUCCAGAAAUUAUGGAAACUCUUUGCAAACGAAUCAGUGCCUCUCUUAUCACUCUGCUUUCUUCAGGCUAUGAAGUUCAAUAUAUCGCUCUGAGGAAUAUCUUACUCAUUAUUCAGCGGAGACCAGCUGUUUUGAAAAAUCAGGUCAAGGUGUUUUUCUGCAAAUACAAUGACCCCAUCUACGUGAAAUUGGCCAAGCUUGAGAUUAUCUAUCGACUUGCCGGCGAUAGCAAUUAUGAGCAGGUUCUCACUGAGCUCGCAGAAUACGCAUCGGAAGUGGAUGUAGAUUUUGUCCGAAAAGCAGUUCGAUCCAUCGGAAGAUUAGCAAUCAAGAUUCCUCUGGCCUCAGAUCGUUGCAUCACGGUGCUUCUAGAUCUUGUAGCCACGAAGAUCAACUAUGUCGUCCAAGAAGCGAUCGUCGUCAUCAAGGAUAUCUUUCGGAAAUAUCCCAAUCAAUAUGAGGGUAUCAUCGGCUCUCUCUGCCAAAACUUGGAUGCUUUGGAUACCCCCGAAGCCAAGGCUUCCAUGAUUUGGAUUAUCGGGCAGUAUGCCGACCGGAUCGAAAAUUCCGAUGAACUCCUCGAGGAUUUUGUUUUCACUUUCUUGGAGGAACCUGUUGAGGUUCAAUUGGCACUCUUGACUGCUACCAUCAAACUCUUCCUCAAACGGCCGACCGCUGGGGCUGAAUUGGUCCCCAAAAUCUUGAAAUGGGCAACCGAGCAAGUUGACAACCCAGACUUGAGAGACCGGGGAUUUAUCUAUUGGAGAUUAUUAUCGACUAAUCCAGCGGCUGCCAAGAACAUCGUCAUGGCCGACAAACCUUCAAUUUCAACCGAGAGUGAAUCGCUUGAUCCCGCCGUCCUCGACCGGUUGCUAUUACAAACCGGGACACUCAGUUCCGUGUAUCAUAGAAGUCCUGAGAUUUUUAUCCGCCAUACCAAACCAAAAUAUCUCAGUGACUCGCCCGCUCUGAACCCAGCAGCUAAGAAGUCGUAUCAAGAAUCCAUAGAGAUUGCGGCUCGACGGCCGCCGCCGGUUCCGGAGACGAUGACUGUUCCUAAACCGAUGGCACCGGCGAGAGUGACGAGAGAAUCAACGACAAACGAGGAUAGUCCGAUGCAUUCGACUGUCGAACCAACGCCCUCCUCUCUUCCCAAUCAAGCAGCCAACGAAAUGGAAGGUGCGGUCGACCAAGAGGUCUAUCGGAGCAGUAGCUUGGAUGUCGAUGAAGAUCCGAUCGUCAAUCAGGAUGAUCCUUAUGCUGCUCUUAGUAGCUUGGACCCUUCCGGAUUCUUUGGUCAUCAACAGGAUAACUAUCAAACUGACGAGCCUCGACCUUUGAGUGGAAUGAUCCAUCAUCCCGGCAAUUACUCUUUAAUUUGA